Thermochaetoides thermophila DSM 1495 is the source of this 2610-nucleotide messenger RNA. RefSeq lists its product as uncharacterized. Lineage: Eukaryota; Fungi; Ascomycota; Sordariomycetes; Sordariales; Chaetomiaceae. Gene Ontology annotation, cellular component: cytoplasm. The transcript is spliced from 4 exons. The coding region runs from base 1 to 2610 and encodes 869 amino acids. The record is from RefSeq and is a predicted model, not a curated record.
AUGCGGCUAGCUUGGUACGCAGGGGCCUCCACGGCCCUCGCGGCCGCUGUGGUUACGUCCGCGUUCUACCAGCGCUCCAACUUCUAUUCUGCGAUGGUGCAUCUCUCGCAAAGCAACUUCUCAUUAAUGGUUUUGAUUAACUUGGUCCUCGUCGUUUACACCACUUUCAUGUAUUUACUCCAACGGAUUUGCUUCGGCCCCCUCCGUGCCACUGAAAUCGAGCAGCUCUACGAAAAGGCUUGGUUCGCUGUCACGGAGACAUGCCUCGCGAUGACUGUUUUCCGUGAUGAAGUCGGCGCCUUUUUCCUCGUCAUGUUCACAGCUCUCGUCACCGGCAAGGUUUGGGGCUGGAUUGGGGAAGGCCGCGUAGAGGUCUUGGAGCAACAACCCCCGGCCAAUCCUCGACUGUUCCACACACGACUCGUCAUCUCGCUCUUCAUCAGUAUCGCCUACGACAUCUGGCUCCUCACUUACACUGUUAGAGCAGUGAUCCAACAAGCCCGUCCUACUAUGAUGGUUAUGUUCUUGUUUGAGUUUGCUGUUUUGACCAUUAGUUCGCUCCACACUGCCUCCCGGUACAUCUUCUCCUUGGUUGAGCAGCAAGCUAUUAAGAGGCAGACCCGCCAGCGCCUGGAGGAGAGACGUCGCCGCAUUAGGGAACAGCGGGCUGAGAUUCUCAGACGGAGGGACGCUGAAGGUGCAUCGACGGCCGACAACGAGCCCUUGCCAGACGAGAAUGAUAUUGAUGAGAUGGACAUCGAAGUUCCUGGCUGGGAAAACAAAGGCCAAUGGGUUCUUAUUUUGGAUCUGCUUGCAGACCUCAUCAAGCUUGGUAUUUACACGGCCUUCUUCCUCGUCCUCCUAAGAUUCUAUGGCCUCCCCAUUCAUAUCAUUAGGGAUUGGUUCAUGACAACCAGAUCGUUCUUGAAAAGGCUCCACGCUGUCAUUCGCUACCGUCAGGCGCUAAAGCAUAUGGAUCAGUACCCGGACGCCACUGCUGAAGAACUCGAACGGGAGGACACAUGUAUCAUCUGCCGAGAAGAGAUGCGACCGUGGGAUCCCAACGACUCUACGUUGGUGCAGCGCAGUCGCGCAAAGAAACUGCCUUGCGGCCAUGUGCUGCACUUCGGCUGUCUGAAGAGCUGGCUAGAACGUCAACAAGUCUGUCCCACUUGCCGGCGCCCCGUAACCCAACAGCGACAGCAACCGGCUGUUGUAAAUGGUAACGCUAUGGUAUUUAGACUUGGGCUCAAUCUCCCUGCUGGCCAAAACCAACCAGCUCAGCCGCCAGCCAAUAACGGCGGUCAGGUUCCUGGCGGUGACCGGCCAGCACAAGCCCCUGGGGCACCCGACCCACGGGCUAACAACCAGAACCGUAACAUUAGAAUGUUCAACCUGGGUCCUAUUAGGGUCGGUUUUGCUCAGGGAGGAGUCGAGGAACUUGGGGAGAUGGCCCAACGAUUGCAAAUGAUUCCUAAUGCUCCAAAUCCUCCUGUGCCGACGCCGAUGGUACCCGCACCACAAGCAACUGCACCUAACACCGGCAGCCUAAUCCCAGCGCUCGAUGACUUGCGUACUCAGCUCCUGACUCUCGGGCAGCAGGUGCGACAGGAGCUGGCAAACCUCAAUAACGCGGCUCAGGAGUUGCAAUACUUGAACGCCCUAAUGAACGAGAUCACCCGUCUCCGCCAGCAACAACAACAACAACAGCAGCAGCAGCAGCAGCAGCAGCAGCAGCAGCAGCAGCAGCAGCAGCAGCAGCAGCAGCAACAGUCGAGGAGUCACCAGCAAUCAACACAGAAUACUACUACGAAUUCUCCAAAUCCAGUUUUGCAUAUUCCACAACCUCAACAGGUAUUUACAUAUCCGUUUACUCAGCUUCAUGCCUCGUACCCAUUGGGGCCAAGGCAGGCUUCUGCCGUUGUCACCAGGCAUGUUAGCACUGCACAAGUGGCUCCUAUCCCAUCUGGCAGCCCUGAUCUGCCUGAAGGAGUGGUCAUCCCUCCAGGAUGGACUCUACUCCCCCUUCAGCGUAUGGACAUGGCUCAUCCAACAUCAGACGGUCCCCAAAACGCUGGACAAGCUUCUGUUUUGAAUCAACAGGAAAUCAUGCAACUCCUGAUUCCUCAAGCCCCGAAUAACUCUCAGUCUCAAGGUACUAGCCCAGCACGUGCUGAGAAUGGCCCAUCUGGACAAGCGGUAGAACAGAGGACAACGGAAAAUCCCCCCCCGGAGCCUUCCCGUACGUCAGAAUCAUCGGGUACCGCUGUGGACAGCGGAGAACAGAGACAAUUAUCUGCCUCACCCUCUGUGGCUGCGCCUACACCAGUAGCCCCAAUUUGGGGAGGAUCGGCACAGCUUUUUGGUGGCCGGUUCACAGUGCCUUCUGGGGCUCAAGGCACGUUGACACCAAGUUCCCAGACAAACCAGGGAGAGAGCAAUGAUGGGGGCCAACUCUCGAGUACGACUGCCAAUGGAGCUACGUCUGACAGCAAUGUCCAACCACAAAGCCGUCCCGAAGUUAAUGGCACCGCGGGCGAAGGCCAAAGAGGGCCAAGAGCGGUGACAGUGGAGGAUGUUGAUGACGAAGGUGAGGAAGACAGGCAAUAG